This is a messenger RNA of Marchantia polymorpha subsp. ruderalis, 4063 nucleotides long. Lineage: Eukaryota; Viridiplantae; Streptophyta; Marchantiopsida; Marchantiales; Marchantiaceae. The record is from the annotation of a GenBank genome assembly.
UCUCCUACGUCCCUCCCUCCCUCCCCGAGCCCCCGAGAGCCCCCUCCUCAAGCCCCUUCCCCCUCUCGCCUCUUCUUCCUCUCUCGGUGCCCCUUUCUCUCUGAGUCCUUGAGAGAGCUGUCGCUGGCAGCUGCGAGCAAGCAAGCAAGCGAGCGAAGCAGUCAGAACUGAACUUCAGCUCCUCAUCAUCCGCGCGAGAGGCAUUCUGCAUCUCUCUCUCUCUGCUGCUUCCUUUGCUGCUCCGGCCAGCAGUCUCGAGGUUCCUCUUCGACCGACUCACCACCACAUUCUUCGAAGAAGUCAAUUCCCCGCCCGCUCUCACAUUCGUCAUCCGCCUCGUUCUAUCCUCUUUCGUCCCUUCGCCCUCUCUCCCUCUCUCCCUCUCCGGGCCCCGUGCUUGUUUCGGAGCGAGCUCGAUCUUGGCGUGGCGAUCUUCACCCCAUCGACGCACUUGCUGCGGAGUCCAUCGUUGCGCGGAGUUUCGUCGUCGGGAUUGGGACGAUUGCUCCGACGCUCGGUCGAGAGGCUGGAAGCCAGGCACGCAGGCAAGCAGGCACAAGCAAGCAAGCAAGGAAGGAAAGAAGGAAGCAAGGAAGGCAAGCAGGCAGGAAGGAGGGAGGGAAGUGGAAGGAAGUCGACGAGCAGCGCACUUCAUCGAGCCAUCAUCCGUCCAGUUUUGUGAGAAGGGUGUAUUAGUCUUCGGAGGUGUUGCGGUCGGAAGAAGAUCGAGCGAUUCAUAGUUUUGGUUCGGAGGAGCUUUGUGGCAGAUAGAUUUUUUGGCUUUCGGUGUUACAGCGCGUGUGACCGAUCCCGAGCGUGUGUUUUGUCCUGCCGAGCGAUUUUUAGAGGAGCACUCGGUCGAGAGUGAGCCUGGUUCAUCGUCCUACUACAGUAAGAGCUUUCCGAAGAAGCAGAAGAAGCAGAAGAAGGAGAAGGAGAAGAAGAAGUAUUCCAGUGUGACGGUUUCGUCGUCAGAGUGUGCGGAGCGAGUGGGUGGGUGCAGUACGUGACGGCCUCACUGCUUCUGUGUGGAGUGGCGUGAGGUGUGGUUCAGAGUCUAGAAUUGGUGGAGUGUUGCUCGGUGUCGUAGUGCGGAAGGUGAGAGAAGCCCGAUGCGGGAGCAGCUUUGACACCACAACUUCACACAGUGCAUUUGGAACUUUUCUGAAGGAGACAUUUCGUGAGAGAGGAUAGCGAGGAGAGAGAUUAGCGAGCGAGUGAGAAGAGAGUGAGUCGGAGAUUAUCGAAUACACAACACACUUAAGAAAUUCUUGGGAGUAGCAUUAGUUCGUUGUUGCACAUUCAGGAUCUCAGCAGAGGAAUGGGCCAGGUUUCCUAACAUAAGGUCCAGCGAAUCGAGACGAAUCGAGUCGAGCGUAGCAUCGCAGUUGCAGUCGGAGGCCAGUGCCAUUGCCAGUGCCAUUGCCAGUGCCGGUGCCGGACACGAGGUCGCAGGCCUCGUACCUCGACGGGACGCGAGAGGGCUCUCACCAUAGCGCAGUAGGAGUGGAGUGCUCGGGCCGGUGACAGAGAUAUGCCUGGAAAGCGCCCUCGUCACACCAUGAGGAGAAUUGCCAGCGUUUCCAACAUCAAGUCCGGAUCCAUGACGACCGGCGACUGCUCGCCGCUCCCCGAGCAGCCCAAGGAGAAGCAAAAAUCGGCCAACAUCGGCAGCGCCAUCGCCUGCCCCGCGCCCACGGCCAGCCCGCCGCGGCAGGUGAUCGGAUUCCACCCCAAGGUGUUCAUCCAAGAGGAGCACCAUCUGACGCUGCCUCCGACCUCGCCCCGCCCGCAGCAAGUCAAGUCGCCCACCGGAUCCACGGGAUCGCCGCGCUCCGGCCUCGGCGACCUGCUGGCCAGCUCGCGCCCCUGGGAGCGGCGCGACGCCGAGGGCGUGGGGCUCGGCAUCGUCGCAGCGCUGGGCUCUGCGGCCCAAGAAGACUGCGGGGCUAACGCUGCCCCCGCCGCCGCCAACAAUCUGAACCUCACCCCGGCCUCCAUCAGCAAGGGGCGAGCCGACUUCCCCCCGGUGCCUGCCUACUCGAGGAAGGUGUCGCCGCAGCAUCUGCCGUCGUUUGCCCCCGUCGUCAAGACCAGCCCCCCCAUCCCCAUCCACUCGCCCGGGGCCAAUUCGCCUGCGUCUCAUCAUUGCCCUUCGUCGCACCGGUACUCGCAAAAUUGCGCCCCGCAAUUCGGAUUGUCGUCCGCGAUGCAAGAAUCCAUGAUGCAGGACAUCAUCAGCACUAGCAGCAGCACCAGCAGCCACGCGCACUCUCAAGCCCAAGCCCAAGCCCACGCCCUGGCCCACGGGCUCAGAGGCGUCGGGCCCUCGGCGCGGGUCAGCCACGGCGCUCCCGUGGCCAUGCUCGCCGCGUGGUCGCAGCAAGCGGACAUGGACGUCGAGGCCGUGACUCCCGUAGCCCCUGCGCCCCUUGUCCCAAGGCAGCGGCACCAUCACCAUCACCACCACCAGCAGCAGCUUCAGCUUCAGCUUCAGCCCCAGCCCCAGCCCCGGCAGCCCUCGUUCCUCCCGACGCUGUCGGCCGGUUUGAACUUCUUGGACGCGUGCUUCUGCUGCAAGCGUCGCCUGGGCGAAGGCCGCGAUAUCUACAUCUACAUGGGUGACAGAGCCUUCUGCAGUCCCGAAUGCCGCCACCAGCAGAUCGUCAUGGACGAGCAGCAGCCCGAGGGGUGCUCGCAGGCGGCCAUGAGAAUCGGAGGGGCCGAUGCGUCGCGACACAGCAGCCAGCGGAACAGAGUGGUGGGCGCGGGCACGGCGGCCGCAGCUUGAUCGGGGCCGCCGCGCGGUCGAUCGAGUGAUCGAUCCAAGCAAGCGAGAAAGCGAGAAAGCAAGCGAGCGAGCGAGAGAGCGAGUGAGCCAGCGAUGAGCGAGCGCGUCGACGGAAUCGGCGGUCUCCGGGUCUCAGGAGGCAUGAGGAAGGGCCGUUUUGCAGGGAAUCAUGAAUUUUGUGUGUAAUAUGUAUUGUACAAAUGGGAAGACAGGGUGUAGCGAACGGAUGCCGGGUGACGGGAACUGGUACCUGAUACAUGGUUGUUGCCGAGAGGGCUUUUUGGGGAUUCAGAAUGGAAUUGCGAUCGUAUGACGACGACGGUGGAUGCACGACCGGCCGCUGCAAGUGACGUUUUUUGAUGUACAAAGUGGGGAAGGAGCAGGAGAUCGACCAGACGGAUUGAAGCGCACGCUUCACGACGACCUUACAUCUCUCAAAAACACCCAAAAAAACCAUAAAGGUUCCGCGGGGGGAACCGUAGAAGUGUAAUAUGGCAGGCGCUGUAGAGGCUAAAGAAGCCCGUAGCCGGAAAUUUUCUCGAUCAUCGCAAUCACCUCUGGGGCGCGCCAGCGUGUGAGCGGAGGCGGAUGUACAGAAGAAGGUAAUCAGCCAUGUAGAAUGCGAGCGAGCACUCAAGGAGCAAUAACCUCGUGGCCUCUCCCGACGGCCGCGAGUCGGGUCGCUGUUUCUUGCAAUUUUCCAGCUCCUAGUAUAGAGCUCGAUGGGUUCUGAGAGAAUAAUGAGUACUGCAACAACCACCUGAGCAUUCCUGAGGUAUCGAUACAACAUGAAUCCGGCUGCCCCCCGCGCCGCCUUUAGAUGGCGCGCGGGCCUGCAGCCCGGAGCGGACUAGUCAGUUUCUUCACUCUUUAAAUCAACUGCAGCCGGAGAGCGGCAGAUAUAUAGGAAUUUUCUUCGGUGUCCAGGUUACCUUUGUGGGGAUAAUCUCAGCAUCGGCGGCUGCUUUUCAUGGCUCGUGGACGGACCCUUUUAAAGAAGAAAGCAGGCUAUAGGGAUAGGACCAAGAUCACAGCAGUUGCUGCUGGCCAGCGCUGCUGGCCCAGCUGCAGCAGGAGAGAUGACUACUUGCAUUCUCAACGAGAGAAUCAAGAGAUAGAGAGAGCGAGCGAGAGAGCGAGAGUGAGUGAGCGAGAGAGAGAGAGAGAGCGCGCGCGCGAUCAGGGACUUGCUCUUUAUAUGGAAGGCCUUGAACAUUGUUUAUCAAUCAUUGUACUAAUAAUAACGAAGCCAUGUCAAUGGCUGGAAUUCGU